Schistocerca americana (American grasshopper) is the source of this 3264-nucleotide messenger RNA. Its product is annotated as zinc finger protein 184-like. Bases 197 to 1705 code for a protein of 502 amino acids. Gene Ontology annotation, biological process: regulation of transcription by RNA polymerase II. The transcript has 2 exons. The record is from RefSeq and is a predicted model, not a curated record. Lineage: Eukaryota; Metazoa; Arthropoda; Insecta; Orthoptera; Acrididae. Gene Ontology annotation, molecular function: RNA polymerase II cis-regulatory region sequence-specific DNA binding; DNA-binding transcription factor activity.
UGGUGGUGGUGGGUAUAAAGUAACAGCAGAGUAACGUCGCGCAAAGCAGGUGUUUAUGUUUUCUGUCAAAGACGCGUAUUUAUGGAAAUAAAACAUCAUGAGGACAACAAAACGCAUACCGGCAUUCGUCCAGUAACAAAGAUCUGCAGAAAGUUCGUGAAAGUUUGAAGACUGCAUUCUCAGCUAAUCUGCAACAAUGAAUUUCUCUCCUUUUGGUGGUCACUUUCCUGCGUCAAUUCCUACGAUUCAUCAGUUUGCGGCGAAAUUUACUCACGAUGGAAGUAGUGGAGGACUGCCACCCCAAGCUGUCAGUGAUGGUGGAGGUGCAGGACCACGUUAUCACACCAGCCCAGGACCAGCUCAUUUCAAUCAACAUCAUCCUCCCAUUGGCAUGCCAGUAAAUAUGGGAAAGUAUGUUAGAGAUGAUGGAAGGAAUAAUCCAGGCGCGCCUCAGGUUAACAAUAUGAUGAAUCCAAAUUCAUCUAAGUACCAUGCAAGUGCUGCUAUAGCUGCUACUCAUCAUUAUCCAGGCGCUGUUGGUGUUCCUUACACGCAAGCGGGUUCAGUUCAGCAACAAAACAGACCUACCUCAUCCCCAUCCGUUCAGGAGCAACAACAACAGCAGCAGCAGCAGCAACAACAACAGCAACAGCAGCAGCAACAACAACAACAGCAGCAGCAGCAGCAGCAGCAACCUCCUCCACCACAAUCUCGGCAGAUGCCUGAGAAACGGCCACCCUAUCAUGCAGGUGAUAUGCAACCCCAGGAUCUGUGUGCAGCAAUGAUGAGGGAAAACCCAGUGGGUGAGAAACCGAAAGAUGUGAAAUGUGAAGAUGUUGAUAAGGAAGAUCGACCUGGUUCGAAUGAAGGGGAGUAUGGUGGAGCUAUGGCUAUCCAUCAGCAUCACCACCACCAUGCAACACAGACAACAACAACAAUGCCAGCAUCGUGGCAAAGCUUAGCCACACCAGGUUCAACUGUUGCGGAUUAUCUUUCUCAUUUACCAGCUUCUACUUUACCUAUAAGCCUUCAUCACUUUCUUAAGUACUCAGCUGAGAACAUUAAAAAAGAAACAGAAAUGGUUGCAAAUUCUGCAGGCCCAGCAAUAGGUGUUGCAACAACAACAACACCAGGGGUUGUGGGGAAUAACGGACCUCAAGUUGGUGCAAAGAAAAAGAAGAAGAAGAAGGUUAACAAGGAAAAGAAGCCUAGACCAAAACCUGGAGAAAUUCGUCUCACAACAGCUUUAGAUGGUUCCACAUUGUAUUGUUGCCCCGAAUGUCAUAUGGCAUAUCCGGAGAAAGAGCUAUUAGAGCAACAUCUCCUGGGCCAUACUUUAGAACGUCGUUUUGUUUGUGACAUUUGUGGUGCAGGACUGAAGAGAAAAGAUCACCUCACACGUCACAAACAGAGCCACAAUCCUGAGCGUCCUUAUGUUUGCACGGUGUGUCUCAAAGCAUUUAAAAGGAAGGAGCAGCUUACUUUGCAUUUUGUCAUACAUUCAGGUGAAAAACGACAUGUGUGUACAGAAUGUGGCAAAGGUUUUUACCGCAAGGACCAUUUGCGGAAACACACACGCAGUCAUAUUGCUCGUCGUGUGAAGGCAGAACUCAGUCAGCAUGCUCCACAACCUCAGCACCCUCCAAACCAGCUCCAGGUCGCCACUGUGUCUGCAGAACAACCUCCACCUGGCCUGCUUUCCUGAAUGACGGCCAAUGGGAACUACGCCAGUGUUCCCAGCCUUCUUAACUCGGAUCUCUUGGCAUUUGUGUCUGCUGCUAAAGAUGCAUUCUAAAGUGUGAAACAGACAGCUGAUACUACGAUAGGCUGUGGCCAUUUUAUUUGGCCCUGUUGCCUUUUCGAACUGAUAAUCUUGCUGGGCUUCGUAACAUGUGAUACAGAUUAAUAAGAAAUGCCAGCAUGUUGAAUUUUUAAUUGGUUUGUUGACGGCUCUACGUUAGCAGUGAUGAAAUGCGCAAGUUUGCUUCUGUGAUGUAGUAUUUUGGUAUACUAUUAGAGCACAUUUCUUUGUAAAUAGUUCCGUAAACAAUCCACAAAUAAUCAGGGAAUAUCACUUAUACAAAUCAACAUUUUUUUCUGACCAAAAAGUGUUCAUAUUUACAUGGUCACUUUGCUUGAGCCAAGUCCAUUAUACUCAGAUGGCAAAUGAACUGCUUUUAAAAUGAAAUGAGAAGUUGGACUGUAGUGUACAUAAUAACCAGUAGUUUUAUGUACAACCUUACUGCACUUUUAAAGCGUGUAUCUGUAUUUAUUACUUUUAUUGUGAAGUAGUUUCACAUUUUGAAAUGUGAUUUUAUAGAUGUUUUAUUUUACCUUUUUUCAUUUGUUGUGAAAUAUUGGUUGUGAGAUUUUACCUGCUUAGUUUUUUUAUGGAGUUUUUUGUUGAAGUGUGCCAUUUUCCAUAGUAUUGUAGGCCUAGCUGAUGUAAUAAAUAUUUUUGCCAUAGGGAUGUUUACCAGAUUCUCACCUGUGCAGAGGAUAAGAGAGAUAAAUACUCACAUAAUUUUUUUAGGUCAGUUGUAACUUUUGAGGAAUUUUUUCCAGGAAAAGCAUUAAUCCAGCUGGCAAAGCAGCUUGGUGAGAACAAGUCCCUUCAUUUGAGAUUAUGAGAAAGUAUUAUUUUUUAGUAAAUGUUAGUGACAGUAUUCAGGCAGGUACAUUUAAGGUAGUAUGUUAGUAAGAAAUGUAAUGUAAUAAGAGAACAUGUAAGAAGUUUUGAAUGUAUAGAGUGUAAGCAGGACACACAUAAUCAUCACAACUGGUACAAAAGAAAGCUUUUAAGUUAGUUGUAUUAACCGUGUACAAUCCUGCCAGAUACGUGCCAAUUUCUCCUCUCGUGCUUACUAGGCAUGAGCAUAACCUCCCGCAUGCAAUGCAGUAAUAUGUGCAUCUGCUUUGACACCAAAAGAAAACCAGUCACAAAUAUGUAUACUGAUAAUAAUGAUGGAAGCUGUAUUGGAGUAAAACUAUUGACUCUGAUUGUAGAUCAAUCAUGAAUUUUAUUAUGUUGAAACAUGAAAUUCCUUGAGAUAGUACAAAACACCAUGACUGAUGUAACUGUUACGCUUCAUUUCCUGUUCUCUUCAUCAACUGAAUGCUUGCUUUCUGGUAUGAAUGUAACUGUAUGUUCCAACAUGUCAGCAUGUACGAAUAAAGCUGUAAUUGUUUAUAGAGUGCGGUCUUUAUAAACAGUAUAUGUUGCUUGUGUAUUAAUAACUAAAAUUAUUAAAGUAUUUAAACAGA